Molecule: messenger RNA, 249 nt
Organism: Strongylus vulgaris
Lineage: Eukaryota; Metazoa; Nematoda; Chromadorea; Rhabditida; Strongylidae
Source: the annotation of a GenBank genome assembly
AUGCCAACGUUUCUAUCUGAUCAGCUGAGAACAAUGUGUCCAAAUCUACAAUUCGAUACUACAUCCGAAUGGGUGCUACUACCAGAGCUCCCACCAGACUGCCAAAUGCCGACCGAUCAAGCUGAGUGGGUCAAAUAUUGUAUGGCAUUUCUGUUUGCCACUCUAUCAGUGAUUGGAAUCGUCGGAAAUAUUCUCGUCAUAUUCGUUGUAUUAAAAGUUCGCGGAAUGGUGAGUCUCAGGUUAUUAUAA